GAAGGGAUGCGGAGGCUGCACACAGCUCUGGGUUUGCAGGCGUGUGGAAGUUGUUGAAAUAGGUAAAGGGUUGCAACUGGCAUUUGGAAAAUGGUAACUAUUUCUUUAGUUACUUACAUCACGGAUGAAUAUAAGGGAAAACUGGGCCACUAAGAAUUUUUCCUGUUUUGCAGUUUGCUGUCAGCAGAAGGUAAAAAAUGUCCUUGAAAAUAUACAAUUUUACAUAAACAGCUGAUGUUUACAUAAUCCUAGAUAAGUUUGUGAAAAACACAGAUAGUAGAAGAUGCGGUGUUAGCUAAACUUGGUUAUCCUGCUGUUUGUCUGUGUAAUAGUUUAUCUUUUUUUUUUUCUUUUUUGUCUUGUUGCAGUGUAAGAACAAAGUGACCAGCUGCACCUUUACCAAAGCAACCACCUACAUUCCUCCUCUCCUCUGGAAUGGACAAUGGGAUGGUCUCUGACUUUAUCAUGAUCAAAAACUUAUUCCUCUUCUGCAUUUCCAUGAGUUUAGCCAGCCACUUCGGCUUCUCGCAAACACCAACAGCAUCGGGAAAAGAGGACGCCAAUGAUAACAUCACUAUAUUCACCAGGAUCUUGGAUGGUCUGCUGGACGGCUACGACAACCGACUGCGCCCGGGACUGGGAGAAAGAAUAACUCAGGUGAAAACAGACAUCUAUGUUACCAGUUUUGGUCCUGUGUCAGACACAGAAAUGGAAUACACCAUUGACGUUUUUUUCCGACAAAGCUGGAAAGAUGAAAGGCUGCGAUUUAAAGGACCUAUGCAACGCCUCCCUCUUAACAACCUGCUCGCCAGCAAGAUUUGGACCCCGGACACUUUUUUCCACAAUGGCAAGAAGUCUAUUGCUCACAACAUGACAACCCCAAACAAACUUCUGCGCCUGGAGGAUGACGGCACGCUGCUGUAUACCAUGAGGUAAUAACCGGGAUCAAUUUCUUCUGAUGCUGAUUCCCAACUAGCUCUGCAAAUACCUGUGGGGAGUGUCACUUCCCUCACUCCUAGUAGAGCCCAGCACCAGUCUUUCACACAUAUUUAUGUGAAUAUCAAGAAAAAUGGAAAACAUAAUCACUGCCUACAAGUACCAAUUAAUUUGUAG
Messenger RNA from Mesitornis unicolor (brown roatelo), 1113 nucleotides. RefSeq names its product gamma-aminobutyric acid receptor subunit alpha-5-like. Lineage: Eukaryota; Metazoa; Chordata; Aves; Mesitornithiformes; Mesitornithidae. The record is from RefSeq and is a predicted model, not a curated record. Gene Ontology annotation, biological process: monoatomic ion transmembrane transport; synaptic transmission, GABAergic; nervous system process. Gene Ontology annotation, molecular function: GABA-A receptor activity; GABA-gated chloride ion channel activity; inhibitory extracellular ligand-gated monoatomic ion channel activity. Gene Ontology annotation, cellular component: dendrite membrane; GABA-A receptor complex; synapse. The transcript is spliced from 4 exons.